This is a messenger RNA of Lates calcarifer (barramundi perch), 1379 nucleotides long. RefSeq names its product uracil DNA glycosylase a (gene unga). Gene Ontology annotation, biological process: base-excision repair, AP site formation via deaminated base removal; base-excision repair. NCBI's taxonomy places the organism in Eukaryota, Metazoa, Chordata, Actinopteri, Centropomidae. Gene Ontology annotation, cellular component: nucleus; mitochondrion. Gene Ontology annotation, molecular function: uracil DNA N-glycosylase activity. The record is from RefSeq and is a predicted model, not a curated record. Bases 160 to 1062 code for a protein of 300 amino acids. The transcript has 7 exons.
ACUCUGCUUUCGUCACUCUGUGUUGGCGCGAACUAGUCUUAAUCCUGGUCGGGGAGUUUUUAGUUUUCCGAGGAGCCCAUCGCAGUUUUGCCUUUUUAUUAACUAUUUUGUGAACUUAAUUGCUUUACUGCAGCUGACAGCCAACGUAGGUUUUUAAAAAUGAUUGGACAGAAGACUAUUCAUUCAUUUUUUUCGCCCGUCUCGAAAAAGAGGAUUUCUAAGGAGUUAAACGAAAACGAGGAGGAUGCUAAGGACCCGAAGAAGCUGAAGCCCUCGGCGGUGGAGUCGGAGCCGACCAGCCCACCUCUUAGCCCUCUGUCCCCGGAGCAGCUGGAGAGGAUCGCCCGCAACAAGAGGGCAGCGCUGGACAAACUCACUUCCGCUCAGACGCCUCCAGGUUUCGGGGAGAGCUGGAGAAGGGGGCUGUCAGCAGAGUUUGGAAAGCCUUAUUUUAAACAACUGAUGAGCUUUGUUGCUGAAGAGAGGAAACGCCACACUGUGUACCCACCUGCUGAACAUGUCUUCACCUGGACGCAGAUGUGUGACAUCAAAGAUGUCAAAGUGGUGAUCCUUGGCCAGGAUCCAUAUCACGGUCCUAACCAAGCCCAUGGACUGUGCUUUAGUGUCAAAAGACCAGUGCCUCCUCCACCCAGUUUGGAGAACAUGUACAAAGAACUGAUUUCAGACAUCGAAGGCUUCCAGCACCCCAAACACGGAGAUCUGACCGGAUGGGCCAAACAAGGUGUGUUGUUGCUCAACGCUGUGUUGACCGUCCGAGCGCACCAGGCCAACUCCCACAAAGACAAAGGCUGGGAGACGUUCACCGACGCUGUGGUGCAGUGGCUCAGCGACAACCUGGAGGGCCUCGUCUUCAUGCUGUGGGGGUCGUAUGCUCAGAAGAAAGGAGCUGCUAUUAACAGGAAACGGCACCAUGUGCUGCAGGCUGUGCAUCCCUCUCCCUUGUCUGCUCAUCGUGGGUUCUUUGGAUGCAGGCAUUUCUCAAAGGCCAAUGAGCUGCUGAAGAAAUCUGGAAAGUCUCCCAUAGACUGGAAGGCACUUUAAGUUGUUAUGCAUGUCAGCUUUAAUAUGCACAACAUUAACUACGGACCAAAAUCCGCCCAUAAGCUUUCUUAGUUUUCUUUUUCAGCAAUAGUAUGUGCAGUGUUUCACAGUUCAUGUUUGUUGUAUACACUGUAUUUCUUAAAAGCCUUACUUCUAUAGUGCAUAUUUGUAUCAUCUGCACUUUCAGUUUCAACAUUGUAAAUAUGUUUGUGUACACUAGUGGCCUUUUUAGUUUGCACAUUAAAGUUAGCUUUUUUCCAACUUUUUUACUUUUCUACUGAAAUGUUGGUUCCAUUAAAGUGGUUCCUACUGCAGAA